GCGACAUGAUUUUAUCGCUGUCAUUUUUCACGUGGUCGACAUAGUGAACAAGUGUUUAAUUUUUGUUCAGUGUUAAAUUUAUUCACUUUUUGAAUAGGACAAUUUCAUUGGUUUUCGACGAUUACCUGUAACCUGUUUCGUUUUGAUAUGUAUCUACGACGUGGAUUGUCGUAUGUUAUAUUUUGCACAUUCUGCGUUAUAGUAUUAUUUGUGAUUGUUCAGAAAUAUUUUGAGGUUAUAAAAUUGACGCCUACAGCUCCCGUAUUCUUAUGGCAUGUGAAUAUCACUGAAAUCGACAGAAGAAACUUGUUGAACCUAAAAUCUUUCCAAUAUGUAAUAAAGACCAACUGCCAUGCUAGUUUACUCAUUUGGAUCGUAACUUCUUAUGCAGCAGAUGUGGGAGCUAGAAGUGCUUUGCGCAGAGCAUAUCCCAACUCAGAAUUGCAAGAGUUUGGUAUCCAGAGAAUAUUUCUGUUAGCGUUGUUGCGAGAUGAGAUGCAAAGUGAAAACCACAUUAGCCAAAGUGCUAUUUUGCACGAAUCAAAGAGACACAACGACAUAAUUCAGGGUAAUUUUUUUGAAGCUUACAAGAACCUUACUUAUAAACAUGUCAUGGGCCUUAAAUGGGCCACUGACCACUUAAUUGAUGUAAUAAAAACAGUUAGCGUGUCUGAUGAUCUUUUAAUGGGGUAUGUGUUGAAAAAUAUGAAACCAAUACGUGAACCUAUGAACAAAUGGUUUGUUACUUAUGAUGAAUUCCCUUCAAAUUCUUAUCCAGACUUUUUAUCUGGCUGGUUAUACAUAACCAUUCCAAAAACAGCUCGAACCUUAGUUAAUGCUGCCCAGAUUUAUCCAACAUAUUUUUGGAUAGAUGAUCUAUUUUUAACAGGUAUUGUAAGGCAAGAAUUAGAUAUAAAAUUAUAUGAUAUGCAUGAAAUAUUCACAACAAACCAUGAAUAUUUGAAUUGCUGCUUAAAAGACAAGGAAAAAAAAUUUCAAUGCGACUUUGCUAUUGGACCAAAUGGAGGAGACACAGAGUUACAAGUGAAGUUCCAAAAUUUUGCCAAAUACUGUACAACUAAUUGUUUUCCACGACCUGAACACUUUUCAGUAAAUAAUACUUGCAUUGUUGCUUGGCAUGACCCUUCUUUAGGCAGAGGACAGGCACAGAUAGUUGCCAUCCAGUAAUAGUAUCUUCAACUACCCAGUACUUAGUUCACUUAUUUGUGUUAAAUGAGCAGUAUGACUUUAAUUAGUCAACAGUUUUUAUUGAAAAUAUCGAUGUGUAUUGUACAUUUUAUGUUCAGGAGGCUGAUUUUAUUUUUUUUUCUUC
This is a messenger RNA of Athalia rosae (coleseed sawfly), 1333 nucleotides long. Its product is annotated as beta-1,3-galactosyltransferase 5. Gene Ontology annotation, molecular function: hexosyltransferase activity. The transcript has 2 exons. The record is from RefSeq and is a predicted model, not a curated record. NCBI's taxonomy places the organism in Eukaryota, Metazoa, Arthropoda, Insecta, Hymenoptera, Athaliidae. Bases 148 to 1188 code for a protein of 346 amino acids. Gene Ontology annotation, cellular component: membrane.